Fonsecaea pedrosoi CBS 271.37 is the source of this 324-nucleotide messenger RNA. RefSeq lists its product as uncharacterized. The record is from RefSeq and is a predicted model, not a curated record. Bases 1 to 324 code for a protein of 107 amino acids. The transcript is spliced from 2 exons. Lineage: Eukaryota; Fungi; Ascomycota; Eurotiomycetes; Chaetothyriales; Herpotrichiellaceae.
AUGGCGACAUUUAAAACCAUAGGCUGGCUAUUCACUGCCACUUGGAUGUAUGCUGUGUCCUUUAUCUGGCAUGUUAGCAAUACUGUCUUCAAACGGACGCUGAAUUCAAUCCCUGGUUAUACCGAGCAACAUGGGGCUGAGCACCCACCGCCUACCCUUGAGCGCGAAUGCUCUCCAUCUACGUCGUCGAGCUUGAACAUCCAUCUGUCCGAAGAAAGGCUACCAGACACCCCGCCUCCUGCACCACCGUCGCAACCCAUUGGCCCCGACGAGCAAGAUUUUCAGGAGAUCGGAAGUUGGGAGCACUUUUGCAACGGAAGUUAG